UUCCUUUGGGAUUGACUGGUUUGAUCUUGUAGUCCAAGGGACUCUCAAGAGUCUUCAGCACCACAGUUGGAAAGCAUCCAUUCUUCGGUGCUCAGCCUUCUUUAUGAUCCGUCUCCCACAUCCACCGUUUUGGCUAAAUAUUAGAACUACUUUUCAGGUCAGAGGAUACAGAUCUGUCUCCUCCUUUGUUUUUUUUUUUUUUUUCCCCUGGCAUGUGGGAUCUUCCCCAACCCAAGGAUCAAACCCAUGCUGCCUGUAAUGAGAGCGAGGAGUCUUAACCACUGAACCUCCAGGGAAGUCCUGUCUAUUCUUCUUAAUGUCUGGGUAGUGUUUCAUUGUUGAUUGAGUUUUUGUUUUUUUGAACCAGUCUUCUCUCCAUGAAUUUUGAGUUCAUUUCCCUUUUUUUUUUUUGCUAUAGUGAGUAAAAAUGCUCAGCAGACAUCCUUGUUUCAUAUAUCCUAAUAUGCUAUUGUAAGAACUGUGUAUUUGUAGGCUUAAUUCUUAGUAGUUAGUUUUGGACCAAAUAGUAAAUGCUUUUUCCAUCUUGAUCCAUGUUACCAGAUUAUCCCUAGGGAUUACACCUGCACAUUUUUUAAAAUUAAUUUUUAUUGGAGUAUAGUUGUCACACAUUUAAAAAUUUGUGCAGGUCUGAUGGGCUAGGAAUGGUAUGUCAUUUUUUUCUUUUUGUAAUUCACAUGUCUCGAUCAUGAAUAAAACUAAACAUCUUUUCAUACGUCUUUUGAACCUUCUUCCGUAGGAUUAUCUGUGUGAGCCCAAAUCUGUUUGAGUUAUAAUAUAAAUUAAGGAAUUUGGAAAGUAGCCCUUUGUGAGAGGUGCAUGUACUUUCCCUCAAAACGUUGUUUGUCUUCUGGCUUUGUUGGGGGGCGGUUAUCAUAUAUUUCUAUGUUGUCAGAUGUAUUUGUGUUUGUCUUUGUUCCUUCUGGGAUUUAUGUCAUGCUUGCAAAGGCCUCUAUGUCUUUAUUAUAAAUAAACUCACCCAUGCUUUUCAUUUAGUUAUUUUUUGGUGGUAGUCAAGUCUUUAAAAAAUACUGUCAUACUGGGGGCGGUGGGGAUGGGACGGGAAAGGAUAGUUAAGGAGUUUGGGCUGGACCUGUACACACUGCAGUAUUUAAAGUGGAUAACCAGCGGGGACCUCCUGUAGAGCACGGGGAACGCUGCUCAGCGUGAUGUGGCAGCCUGGGUGGGAGGGGAGUUUGGGGAAGAAUGGAUACAUGUGUAUGUGUGACCGGGUCCCUUUGCUGUCCACCUGAAACUUAUAACGUUGUUAAUCGGCUGCACCCCAGUAUGAAAUAAGAAGUUUAAAAAAAUGUUGUCAUAAGACUGUAAUGACAUUAAAUAGAAAUAAUAGGGCCCUUCUUACAUGCCCUAGUGCUUUAUAAGAAAUGGGUAAAGAUGCAGUACCUUUGAAAACUUGGGGAGCUGUAUUUUCCAUUAAUCAGGCAUUUUGUGUGAGCUUGUGCGCACUCAUGGCUCGUUCGCCUCUUGCUCACAUGCAGUGGAUGGAGCAGGCUGCGGGGAAGAGCAGAGUGGUGAUGAACGGGUGUCUGUCCACCCUUCCCAGGGUCAGCUGUGUCUAUUAGAUUAUGGUCAGCUGGUUUCCCUGUCUUUGCGAAGUGGCUUUUUUAAAGCUCCUUGGUGUAAAAUGUGUGUAUUCCUAGUGAGCUUUGGACUCUGGGUGAGGGGGUGUCAUCCCUUGUUUGUAACAUUUCAGAGCAGCCUCUUGUUCAGAUGCUUGGGUGUGGUCAUGUGUUCCUUUUUCGGGUGGGAGCUCGAAGAGAUUUCAGGCAGCUUUACUCGCUAAGCCUUGUUGUCAUAUGGUCUUGCAUCAGAUUUUUGUUUUCUUUUCAGAGCGUGCGUGCACAUUUAUUUCUAGGAUCCCUCUCCUUCACCUUUUACUUCCAGCCUGUCGGUCGAGUCUCCCUGGCUGACUUGUGUGGUAAUUGAUGGGCCAGCACCUCUCCCCUGUGGCUUGUGCCCACACUGCCUUGCCGAGUGAAUGGCCUCCCUUCCCUGGCUAUCCAGUCUGUCCUAACUCUCCAGCCUGUGGUCGUGGUCUUCCGAACCAGCUCACUCUUGGCUCCGAGUGGUUCUGACUUGCCCUGGCCUGCGCUGGCCUUGCUGCUUCCUCAGUGCUUUCGGAGCUGGCUUCCUCACUACUUGGUCAGUCCUGAGUAGCCCCUCACACUCUGCUUUUGCUUUUCUUUUUUUAGGAGUAUUUACUUAGCUGCAGCACACAGACUCCUCUCUGGCGGCGGAGCGCAGGCUCCGGAGCGCGUGGGCUCAGAGUCUGUGGCUCGAGGGGUCUUAGCUCUCCAGCCACGGACUGAACCUGUGUCCCCUGCGUCGGAAGGCGGGUUUUUAACCACCGACCACCAGUGAAGUCCCUGCUCUUGCUUUUUAGACUCCAGUCUCAGUGCUGCUUUGGAUUCUCUUGAACUUGGGCUGAACUUGUGUCUUCUUGGCAGCAUCUGCUCUCUGUGACUUUCACCCUGGAAUACCAGAAGGACCGCUUACUUGAGCCUGGGAUCUGUGGCCUCUAAUGAACAGAGGCUUUAGCAUAUAAAGAUAGCUGUUUAUUUAAAGCAGGUUAAAAUCAGCCAGGGUGCAGGGCUCUGAUGGGGAAGAGGGAAUAAAAGCUGUGAGUGUGAAGGGCAUAAUAUACCGCAGCUGGAGGGCCACCUGGGACUGUUUUUCUGCUUAGGGCCCUUCCUUCUACAAGUGCCUUCGAUCCAGAAAAGAGGGAGAUUUUGAUCUUGAAAGAGGGUGCUGUCGUAAAUUCCUAGAACUGAGACUGCUCACUCACAGGGUAUGUGCACUUGUAAGUUUGGCGGGUAUUACUAAAAUGCGCCCCUUUGCCUUCUCCAUCUCCCUCCUCCUCACAGAGGAAGGAGUCAGAGCCCUGGGCAGCAGUAGGAGGAUAUUUGUCAUCUAUCACUGUCCCUUUCUCUGGCCACCACCCUUGUGCAGGAGUGUAAACUAGGUCAAGCUUUCUUUUCCUCGUGCCUUUUCCUCAAUUCCCCUGCCUCCCUGAGUGGUCCUGCUGUUACCCUUGAGCAAAUCAAACAAGGAUAAGGGAUUAUUGUGUAGGGGCUCUAGAUGGCCAGACUUUGCAGCAGUCCUGAAAAAGUUAGCCUCUUGGAGCCUCAGUUUCCUCACCUCUCAAGUGAGGGUGAUAGUACCUGCCUUCUCAUGGAAGGUCAAGACGAUUGAGUGAAAUACUACAUAUAAGGCCUUUACAACUUGCUCAGCCUGUAUGGAGCGUUCAGUAAACCUUGGUUAUUGAUAAUGGUGGUGACAGACUUUCCCAGGUAUUGGGGAAGGCUCGGGAGUGUGGUGGAAGAUGGCAGGGAUCCCCUUUUACAAUUGCCGAGGCUGGUGUGGGGGUAGCUGGACGGAUGGCAAGGCUGCCCGCAUCCUUCCCAGAACCUGCUGUUUGGACCAGUGACGGCAGAGUCUCCUCAGCUGACUGUGGCAGGGGCUGUGUGAAGGUGAGCGAUGCCUCCAGAGGCGCGAAAGGACUCCAGUGAAGGAAGCUGGGGAGCAGAGAGGCUUGUGUGUCCAUCGGUUGAAUGAGCAGAAGAGGGUUAUGAAGAAAUAGAGGAGCUGACAAUUUUGAACUUCGCAGCAGACCAUUUCAACUAAUAUUCUCUUCAGAUUACGCUUCAUGUCAGUAGAAAUGGACAGCAGCAGUUUUAUUCAGUUUGAUGUGCCCGAGUACAGCAGCACCGUCCUGAGCCAGCUAAACGAACUCCGCCUGCAAGGAAAACUAUGUGACAUCAUUGUCCACAUUCAGGGUCAGCCAUUCCGAGCCCACAAAGCCGUCCUUGCGGCCAGCUCCCCCUACUUCCGGGACCAUUCAGCACUAAGUACCAUGAGUGGCUUGUCAAUAUCAGUGAUUAAAAACCCCAAUGUGUUUGAACAGUUGCUUUCAUUUUGUUACACUGGAAGAAUGUCCUUGCAACUGAAGGAUGUUGUCAGUUUUCUGACAGCAGCUAGCUUUCUUCAGAUGCAGUGUGUCAUUGACAAGUGCACGCAGAUCCUAGAGAGCAUCCAUUCAAAAAUCAGUGUGGGAGAUGUGGACUCUGUGACCGUCGGUGCGGAAGAGACCUCGGAGAGCCGCAAUGGAGUGAAAGACAGCAGCUUCUUUGCCAACCCGGUGGAGAUCUCCCCGCCGUACUGCUCUCAGGUACGGCAGCCCACCACAAGCAGCGAUCUUCGGAUGGAGACCACACCCAGCAAAGCUCUGCGCAGCAGCCGUUUACAGGAGGAAGGGCACUCGGACCGAGGGAGCAGUGGGAGCGUCUCCGAGUAUGAGAUCCAAAUCGAGGGGGACCAUGAGCAAGGGGACCUGCUGGGGAGGGAGAGCCAGAUCACCGAGGUGAAAGUGAAGAUGGAGAAGUCCGACCGGCCCAGCUGUUCCGACAGCUCAUCCUUGGGAGACGACGGGUACCACACGGAGAUGGUUGAUGGGGAACAAGUCGUGGCCGUGAACGUGGGUUCCUAUGGUUCUGUGCUCCAGCACGCCUAUUCCUACUGCCAGGCAGCCUCACAGCCGGCCAGUGGUGUAUCUGAGGCGUUUGGAAGUUUGAGUAACUCCAGCCCCUCCAGAUCCAUGCUGAGCUGUUUCCGAGGAGGACGGGCCCGCCAGAAGCGGGCCCUGUCCGUCCACCUGCACAGUGAUCUGCAGGGCCUGGUGCAGGGUUCCGACAGCGAGGUCAUGGUGAAUAACCCAGGCUUCGAGAGCAGCCCCAGGGAGAGGAGCGCGCGAGGUCACUGGUACCCGUACAACGAGAGGUUGAUCUGCAUCUACUGCGGCAAGUCCUUCAACCAGAAGGGAAGCCUUGACAGGCAUAUGCGACUCCACAUGGGAAUCACGCCCUUUGUAUGCAAGUUCUGCGGGAAGAAGUACACGCGGAAGGACCAGUUGGAGUACCACAUCCGGGGCCAUACCGACGACAAGCCGUUCCGCUGUGAGAUCUGCGGGAAGUGCUUCCCUUUCCAAGGCACCCUCAACCAGCACCUGCGGAAAAACCACCCUGGCGUGGCAGAAGUACGCAGUCGCAUGGAGUCCCCCGAGAGAACGGACGUGUAUGCGGAACAGAAACUAGAAAACGAUGCCUCGGCCUCAGAGAUGGCCCUGGAUUCCCGGAUGGAAAUUCACACGGUGUCCGAUGCUCCUGAUUAAGAUGGUUAAAAAAAAAAAAAAAAAAGUGCACCCACGCAAAGCACAUUAGUCAAUGCCUAUUUGUGAUUUGCUUUGUUGUCAUCUUUGGUUUUCCCAACCAUCUGGAAAUCUCUUGGUCUCUUGGCAGUUUUUCUAAGGUUUCUGGAAGGAACACUUCAUGGUGUUUAUCCUUUCCCACCCCCCGCCCUCCCUCCCCCAAGGAGCUCAAAGCAUGAAGGGCAAUGUAUCCAGGGAAAACAGGCUGACAGUAUUCCUCUUUGGCCGAACUCUUCAUCCAAAAUCUGCCAGUGAUUUAGCUAUGCCAACUGGUUGACCCUCCGUUUCUGCCAAGAGGCAUACUCUCUGAUUGUGUGCACUGGCGCCAGUGCAUUUCCAUGGAGAGAGACUGGGAUGCCGUCAGCUGAUACAAAUGGGUAACCUUUUCUAAUUUAAAAUUACUUUUAGGGGGUAGUUAGACAAUUUAUAUAUAUAUAUAAUAAAGUGAUUAUUAUAUAUAUAGUAUAUAUACAUUCUCAAAUUUGAUUUUAUUCUGGUUGAGGUGAAUGUAAGAGGAAUAUAUAAUUUAAUACAAUGUGAACAGGGCUUUGGACUCUGUCUCGUCCCUACCUAAUAUGUUAGGGUUUUGCCCCUUUAUUUCCCUUAUUAAAGAAUGUUAAUAGGUUUUCAUAUAUAUAUAUAUAUAUUAAUCAUUGUGUCCAAAAGCAAGCAAAGCAAAUCACAGUGUUCAUAGCUCUGCUUCAUAACAAACUCAUAAACCAAAUGCCAUAAAACGUAUUCAACUCUCGUUGGAAACCAUUUGGAAUUUUUGUUAGUUGUCCAGUUAGGUAAGCUGGAUGACCCGUGGUGCUGACCUUUUUACAUAUUGUAGUGUUAUAUUAGCCAACCCCAAAGGAGCAGUGGUUUUCAAUGUUUUUACUGGCCUCCGAAUCUACCUUCAUUCCGUACUGUAGAAACACACAUACCAGGUAACUAAAUCGAAUCACUCUCUACCGUGAGUUAGUACUCACAAUAAAGGAAAGGAAUUUGUAGUUCUGUCUACAAAAUUCUCCAAGCAGUGUUGUGGUUUUUUUUUCGUUUUUUUGUGUUUUUUUUUAACCUUUCUCUUUUCAAACAGCCAGUUCAGGUGCACAGCAACUUUUUCUACGUGCAGUUCCCAGGGAAACUGCAGAACUUGGAAUUUGUACUUUUUGUAAAGAUAUACUCUAUGGGAAUUGCAAGCAAUAUAUCUAUCUUAGUAUUGUGUGUGCUGACGAGGGCCUCACCGGCUCCCCCACUCUCAGUGUUUCCUGCUUAAAGAAACCAACAGUUAAAAAGCCCUCUGAGAUACUGUGUGUGUCACCAAAUCUCUGUGUGUCUCCAUUUUUUUGGUCACGUGGUGCUAUUUUUUAUGUUAUGUAUCUUUUAGGUCAGUAUAGUUGUAGCAAAUGUGAAAUGUAAUGGUAAAAGUGAAUUACAAUUUUUUUUUUCCUCUCCUGAGUUUAUAGCUUGAAAAAAAGACCUCAAAAGCAUGUGCUGGCAAACACAUUACUGUAUUUAAAAAACAAAAAAAACCCGAGUCCUAUUUGGAUAAUGUUUUAUUAGUGCUUGAGGAAAUGUCUUGAGUUUUAUAUUUUGUUCACCCAUGUGCUUCUGGUAUACAAAACAGGCUCUAUAAGAUUGCUCCGGUACUGUAUACGCCAGCAGAGAGUAAUGUGAGCAGUUUAGUGUUGAGUUUGUGCCAUGGGCCACUGGUAAGUAUCAGCACUCCAGACUCUUCUGCUUUGAGAACCUUGGCCAUGAAACUCACAACCAGCGUGUCUCCCCAGGAGAAUAGCACAAACCCCGUGAGAGGAAAAAAAAAAAGUGAAACCUCAGAAGCAAGGAGUUAAAAGGAAUACAAAAAUAGAUGUUUGCCGGUUUUCCAUGCUUUUUUGGCUCUUAAAAUACCAAGAAUGGAGUUGGGGUGGGGGAGUGUUUGGGGAUUUUUGUUUUGUUUUGUUUUUUGGUUCUGGGGGGAAAAAAAAUCAUUCAGGCCCUUGUGUGUGACCGCCCCCCCAGGGUGGUAGCUGUGCAGUAGCAUCUCUUCAGCACAGGGGGUCUGUCCACACGGCGUGACCACCAUGCUCCACAUCAGUGUUACUACGUCCAGACACACGCGAGUCCUGCUGCUCAAGGAGCAGCUUCUGCUAACCGGGUAUAUAGUAUGCCUUUUCCUGUCAGACUGCCUAAGUCCGGGGCCUGUUCUCUCCCUGAAGCACUUGUUCAACUCCUAUCAAAGCCCUGUGCCUCAAGGGGAGGCUGGACCCCCAGUGUUUACCCACUUAAAUAUGUUCUGGGGUUUCAGGUAAAUGUUUGUAAUUUUUUUUUUUCCUUACAUGAAUAAGUUUGGUUUUGAUUUUUUUUUUUCCUUCAAAGAAUUAAAUGCAAAAAAUUUGUGUUGUGAUACAAAUUAAAGUUUGUGACAAGAAACACCCAAAUCGAGGACACGAGAGGUCAGGCUCAGGGAAGGAACCUCCUUUUCACUCAGGCUUGGGGCCUUCCUCCUGAGAGGUCUCCAGAGCAUUCUGUGAUACACGAGACAAGUGAGGAGGGAAGGCACUUGGGGCAAGCGCCUCCAAUGUCCUGGUUCUUGUCACCGUGUCCGUCUUAACCUUAUGUACAUGGAGUUCUUCGUGUGUGUAAAUUUGUUUAACUGGUUUGAGUUUACCAAAGAGUGACUUAUCCAAAAUUGUCUUUGACAAAAAAAAAAAAAAAAAAUCUACAUUGCUUUGAUUGUACAGUUCAGGUUCAGACAUUGUAAUGGGACUGUUAAGGGGCAGAAAAAUUGAUUGCGUUUCUCUCGAGUAAUGAUUCCACAUUUUGCAAGUUCCGCUUGCUCCCAUUCGUGUUGCUCACACUUGACCUUCUCCACUGCUAGCAGUGCUCAGAGUGAAUUCUCAAGCCAUAACCCAGUACUGUAAGGCUCCACAGGGCUUCGCGGGAGGCCGCGCCAGGCCGGCGCGGGGCUGGGCGCCGUGCUCCUCGUGUGCGCGGCCAGUGAAGGCUGAACUCCCUUCAGAUCGGGCAGCAGCAAUUAAUUGUGCCUUGUCACAUGAGGAUGUGCCAGGAGGAUUAACGUGACCACACAGCAGAAACAUUCUCUCCCCGAAGUUCACUUCACGUCUCCACAGACGAAGUCCGCUGUGUAACUCUUUAGAGCGACUCUUUCUUUUUUUUUUUUUUUGGAAAGCAAAGUCCCUAUUUCUGUACAGUUUUAGGUUAGAUGUUUCACUUAUAACAAAUGCAAAAACAAUUAAGACACAAGUGAUAUGUGAAGAAGUCUUUUACAGUAAAAUAUAUCCUGAAUCCAUAUAGGUUCGUUCAUAAUUGAGUCUCUUCUCGAGCUACCUUUUCAAACACGUAGGCAAUGUGAAGACAGUGACAGCGUCCUUUUCUAGAGGUGUUUAACCUGUUCUUACAAACUGUGAAAACAAAGAAUUUUCUACUUUUACUAAUGUUUGUGGUUUUAAACAGUUAUUUUCAUUCUAAUCAGUUCUCUACCCUCUUAAUUUCUACUAAAGCUGUAAAUACAUUUAGAGAUGAUAUUUGUAAAUACAGUAUAUGAAGUCAAGUUAAUUUUGGGGUCAGUGGAGAACCUCCCAAUUGGCUCUGCCUUGGCAGUUUUGUUUUUUGUUGUCGCUGUGUUUUUUUUUAACAGCAGAAAGGAUACUGUCGGUUCACUGUUAAGCAGAAUAUACUGUAGAGCUAAAUUGAUAACUUCUAAAUCUUCCAGAGCAUGACUAGCUGUCUUUUCUAAUGAUAGCAGUUAUAUAACCAAGUCUUUAUUUGUCCCUUAGCCCAGACCAUAGGCCUGCAUAUAUUUGUGUGUGGUUUUGUUUUUACUUUAGUUUUUAUAGCCUCUAGGAAGAGUUUGCAGGAACACAAAACAAGGACUGGGACAGGGGGGAAAUCAUCUAUGUGAACGAGCUUUACUUUAAAGAAAUCAAUGUAUUUUAUUUUAACAAUGUUUUCCAUUAGUUACUGUGAUUUUCUGUUUUGUUCUUUUGUUGUUGUUGUUACUGUUGUCGUCGUCAUUAUUGUUAAAAUUCUGUAAUGGUUUCCUGUGAAGCCUCCACUGAAAGGGACUCAAAUAUGCAACACCUAAACUAUUUUCCAAGGGCACAUGCCCCUUGAAUGGUGCUUCUAGACUGGUCAGGGUUAUUUAUUAAAUUUUAUAUAUGAAAGUAUUGGGGAAUUAUGUAAAUUCUUUAUAUGAAACUAUCUAGUUCAUAAAUCAUAGAUUUCAUAUUACUCAGUGCAACUGAACUGAAAGUUCAGAAGAGUCAUUCACAUUGUUCGAAAUUUGUAAUGGUUGUCACACGUCACAUACGUCUUUUCAGUAAGUGCCAGAGUCUUUGCACUGUUUCUGCCCAGUGCUUGACUCCUUGGCCCACAAGAGACCCUUUUCUCUCUGGUUCCCUUGGGUCUGGCACAGACAGGGCUGGUGUAGUUCUCGAUCAAGUCCUGGAGUAAGCCUUGCAGCAGAUUCAGUAAACAGACCUCUUGCUGCCCCCUCAGUGACAAGUAUGCUGUGAAUUCAACCUUUGGACUUGCUGCCCAAGCCUUUGGUUGCUGCCCUGACUCUAGUAAGAGGUAAACGUAUGGUUUGUUCGAGAAUGACCAUUUUCCUAAUGUGAAAACCAUCUUUCUCACCACUUUGAUUAGUAGGGCUAACAAUUUUUUUCCGUUAUAAAUGGUUGAGCAAUUUGAAUGACUUAACACAGUGUCAUUAUCUUGCAAUAUAAACUGGUAACCUCACAACUCCACACUUCAUCGCCAUAUGAAGUAAAUGAAGCUAGCUAAGCGGAUGCUGUAUCAACUCGUAACUUGCCAUUAAGGAUUAUUUUAUAGCAUGAAUUUAAGACUAUUUAUUCAAAUGAUAUUUUACCCUUGUAUUCAUUUUGUUUUAGAUUUGUGACAUUGAAUAUUUCAGUGCUGCUUAAUUUUGUUCUGAACUCUUGUUUCUUGCUUGUAAAUGGCUUUUUUAUGGUAUAAAGUCAAUGGAAAUUGCUGUUUGUAAAUAAAAAUGCUGCUAGAGCAAA
Messenger RNA from Cervus elaphus (red deer), 10266 nucleotides. It is a transcript of the gene ZBTB34, whose product is annotated as zinc finger and BTB domain containing 34. The record is from RefSeq and is a predicted model, not a curated record. NCBI's taxonomy places the organism in Eukaryota, Metazoa, Chordata, Mammalia, Artiodactyla, Cervidae. Gene Ontology annotation, molecular function: protein binding; RNA polymerase II cis-regulatory region sequence-specific DNA binding; DNA-binding transcription factor activity, RNA polymerase II-specific. The coding region runs from base 3686 to 5206 and encodes 506 amino acids. The transcript is spliced from 2 exons. Gene Ontology annotation, biological process: regulation of transcription by RNA polymerase II.